Lolium perenne is the source of this 1334-nucleotide messenger RNA. Its product is annotated as ribonucleoside-diphosphate reductase small chain-like. Gene Ontology annotation, molecular function: oxidoreductase activity. Lineage: Eukaryota; Viridiplantae; Streptophyta; Magnoliopsida; Poales; Poaceae. The record is from RefSeq and is a predicted model, not a curated record. Gene Ontology annotation, biological process: deoxyribonucleotide biosynthetic process.
GCCGCCAAUUCCAAAAUUCCAAUUCGAAAUCUCCCACCCAAAAUUCCCCACACCCGCGCAUAAAUCCACCCGCUCCCUCCAUUCCCCGAGCCACAACCACCCCCAAAAUCCCACCCCGAACGAAGCCGCCAGUCGAUCAAUCUUGCCGGCGGUUGCGAGACGAUGCCGGCGGCCGCGCUGACGAUGGUGGACGCCGGGGAGCCGCUGCUGGCGGAGUCCUCGGACCGCUUCUCCAUGUUCCCGAUCCGGUACCCGCAGAUCUGGGAGUUCUACAAGAAGGCGGUGGCGUCCUUCUGGACGGCGGAGGAGGUGGACCUCUCCUCCGACGCGCGCCACUGGGACGGCACGCUCUCCCCCGACGAGCGCCACUUCAUCUCCCACGUGCUCGCCUUCUUCGCCGCCUCCGACGGCAUCGUCCUCGAGAACCUCGCCUCCAGGUUCAUGUCCGACGUCCAGGUCGCCGAGGCCCGCGCCUUCUACGGCUUCCAGAUCGCCAUCGAGAACAUCCACUCCGAGAUGUACUCGCUGCUGCUCGAGACCUACAUCCGCGACGGCGCCGAGAAGGACCGCCUCUUCCGCGCCGUCGACACCGUCCCCGCCGUGCGCCGCAAGGCCGUCUGGGCCAUGCGCUGGAUCGACGGCGGCGAGCGCUUCGCCGAGCGCCUCGUCGCCUUCGCAUGCGUCGAGGGCAUCUUCUUCUCGGGCUCCUUCUGCGCCAUCUUCUGGCUCAAGAAGCGCGGCCUCAUGCCGGGCCUCACCUUCUCCAACGAGCUCAUCUCGCGCGACGAGGGCCUGCACUGCGACUUCGCCUGCCUCCUCUACGGCCUCCUCAACAGCAAGCUCGACGAGUCCCGAGUCCGCGAGAUCGUCGCCGACGCCGUCGACAUCGAGAGGGAGUUCAUCUGCGACGCGCUCCCCUGCGCCCUCGUCGGCAUGAACGCCGGCCUCAUGGGCCAGUACAUUGAGUUCGUGGCAGACCGCCUGCUCAUGGCGCUCGGCUGCGCCAAGAUGUACAACGCCGCCAACCCCUUCGACUGGAUGGAGCUCAUCUCCCUGCAGGGCAAGACCAACUUCUUUGAGAAGCGCGUCGGAGACUACCAGAAGGCCUCUGUCAUGUCCAACCUCAACGGCGGUGCCGCAACAAAUCAUGUCUUCAGCAUUGACGAGGACUUCUAAAUCUACCUCUUCUUCUCUAGCCAUGGGUUGCCCAUCUUAGUCGCGUACCAGUGCUGCAUAAUUCGAAUAAUGUUAUAUAUAAGUUAUAGUAGUACUGUGCUACUGGUUCUUGCUCGUGCUGUAAUAUGUAAUGUAAUGAAACAAGCUAUUAUACCUGA